Molecule: messenger RNA, 2946 nt
Organism: Anneissia japonica
Lineage: Eukaryota; Metazoa; Echinodermata; Crinoidea; Comatulida; Comatulidae
Product: SWI/SNF-related matrix-associated actin-dependent regulator of chromatin subfamily D member 1-like
Biological process (GO): regulation of transcription by RNA polymerase II
Cellular component (GO): SWI/SNF complex; nucleus
Source: RefSeq, a predicted model, not a curated record
GCAAAACAAACAACGAUGAGGACUUCAGGAAAAAAGGACACAGUGAGAGGGGGACCACAAAGAAUGGGAAUGCCAAUGCCACAUCCAUACUCUGGUGGAAUGAGGGGUAGCAUGAUGGACCGAAAGAGACAUGCAGAGGCUCAGAAAAGAAGCCAAGGUGGGACAAGCAGGAAGAAAAAGAAGAUGGGAGAUAAGAUCUUGCCCCAACGUGUCCGAGAUCUGGUUCCCGAAUCUCAGGCGUAUAUGGAUUUGCUGGCUUUUGAGCGAAAGCUUGAUACUACAAUCAUGCGCAAACGUUUGGACAUUCAGGAGGCUCUUAAGAGACCAGUUAAGCAAAAAAGGAAACUGCGUGUUUUUAUCUCCAACACAUUCUAUCCUGGAAAACCAGAUGCUGGUGAGGAAGAGGAAGGCAGUGUUGCAUCGUGGGAACUUCGAGUAGAGGGUCGUCUACUUGAUGAUGCUUGCGCUCCGAAGUAUGAUUCAAAGCAAAAGAGAAAGUUUUCAUCAUUCUUCAAGAGCCUAGUGAUUGAGCUCGACAAAGACUUGUAUGGACCUGAUAACCAUCUAGUUGAGUGGCACCGUACUCAGAACACAACUGAAACCGAUGGAUUUCAAGUUAAGAGGCCUGGGGACCAGAAUGUAAAAUGCACUUUGCUUCUCCUUCUUGACCAUCAGCCUCCACAGUAUAAGCUAGAUCCCCGGCUUGCUCGACUCCUGGGCGUUCAUACUCAAACUCGUGCCGUGAUCAUCAGCGCUCUGUGGCAGUACAUAAAAACGCACAAGUUACAGGAUCCGCACGAACGUGUCUUCAUCAACUGCGACAAGUAUUUUCAGCAGGAUGAUACAUUAAAAGAACAGAUGAAGUCAUUUUUACUUUCCACUGCCAGCCAGCAAGACAUUCAGACUCUGGAUAACAAGAUUCAUGAGACAGUAGAGACGAUCAAUCAGCUGAAGAUUCAACGUGAAUUCAUGCUGGGCUUUGCGCGUGAUCCGCAGGUGUUCAUUAACGAAUGGCUUAUCUCACAAACAAGAGAUUUAAAGACAAUGACUGACGUCGUCGGAAACCCAGAGGAGGAAAGAAGAUCUGAAUCAUACAACACGCCAUGGACUCAGGAAGGGGUGUACCGCUACUUCUACAGUAAGGUACAGCAACGUCGAGCAGUGCUGGAGCAAACCAUUCAGAUAAAUACUACUUAAACAAAUCCUUGAGUCUUGCAUUUAAUACACACAUGGUGCUUCACACUGGCUUUGAUCAGCUGGCAAAAAGUAAUUUGAUUGUUUUGUUUUCUUAAUCCAUUAAAAGACAAUCUGUGUAUAUUUUAUCAUCAAUAAAAUUACAAUUACAAUUUAAAUUGUAAUUUUAUUGAUGAUAAAUCUCUAUGUUUAUCAUCAAUAAAAUUACAAUUUAAAUUAGUCUUUUUCCAAAACUUCAUUGAUCAAUAUUUUGUGAAUAAAUGUAAGAAGCAUCAGCUGUAUCGAUUCAUGGAAGGUUAGAAGUACACUAGUUUAUUAAUAGCGUAUUCUAUAAUGGGUUGACACCCUUACCCAAGUACUGUAAUUAGUUUGAGAAACUGCUUAGAUAUUUUGUUAGUCUCCCAAAAAUGCGUAAAAUAAAAUGUGAAAUGAAAUGUGUUGAUGAGCUUGAAUUAAACUGUUAACUUAAAGCAGCUCAUUAACAACCUUUAAAGCAAAUUUGAAUUUGAACGCCUUAGCACUAAUUUAAAUUUGCAUGCCUGCAUUGAAUAUUAUACACGCAAACUGGGGUAAAGUGUUGUAAAAAUACUGCUUGACUUUCUAUUUUGAAGUACAGCAUUGCCAUACUUCCGCCACCCAUCAGACACAAUAUUUGAUCAGGUGUGCCUGAAGGUAGCAUACACUUGCAGACCUGGGAGUGGCACGUGGAAUCGCGUCAGCUGACAACCAUCUGGAACAGUGUGUGCUCAGCUUUAAGCCCAGCCCAGACUAUCAAAUAGUAUUUGACAAAAACGUGACAUGCAUAAAUAUGGUCAUUGAUGACAUCACAUCAUGACCUUAUAUGAGGCUCGCCAUCCCCAAACCAGCAUACUCAGAGAAGCCGUAACUUUUACUGAUAACUUUGGCAAUAGUAAGUCGAUUCCAGUAAAUGAAAAUGAAUAUACAGUAUAUUAAAAAGUCAAUUUUCUUGUUUUAGUUACUGAUGUUGGUUUUGGCAUGGCAUGCCCCAUAUAGGCACAUCAUGACUAUAUAUGGACAUACAGUGGUUUUUGUCAAAGAUAAUGCGAUAGUUUGGAAGAGAGUUUUAGACCAGAAGCCGAUAGCCUUUUUUUUUUCUAAAUGUCAAACUCAAGCUCAAUCACCAAGCGCAUAGACUUUUUCGCAUGAUGCGAUAUACAAGUUCAGCUAUUAUUAUGAUAGCAUAUUUUGUGUACUGUACAGUAUUUACCCUUUUUUUUUUUUUAAAUUUUACCAGGCAGGGAUAUUUUUGUUAUGUUAUUAAAAGUAUUGUUUAUUUUUUUGUAUUGUACAGUAUUGGAGUGGUCUUUGUCUUUAAGUAUUGUAUUUAAUCUUUAGGUAGACACAGUAGUGUAGUGUACAGUAGUACAGUAUGUCUUUAGCUGUUCAAUCAUCAGUGUUUCUUAAGAACAUUUGUAGCUUUGAUUAGCAUCCAAUUGAUGUCUAAUUUUUCUGUAGUAUUAACAAUGUUAACAUGCUUGCCAUUUGAAUUUUGUUUGGUUCCAUUAAUGUACUUGUACAGUACGUUCAAAAUAUGAGCCGGCUAAAAUACAAAUGGGUUCCGAGAAAUGUUAAGCAAACUCAUAGUCACAAGAUGGCGAUAUUUAGAUGAGUUAUGUUCGCAUUUUUAGUGAAACAUAAUUUUUAUCAUUUGUGUCUGUGUUUGCAGUUAUUAGAUAAUGUCUGUCUCUCUGUUUAGUCUCAUUUUUGUUGAAUAAAUGUUCAGAAGCCUUA